AUACAUUAUUACUUAUUUGUACUGUUAUUGGCGGAGAUAUAGAUCAAAUCUCUGAGUCGUAAAACAUAAAGGCGAUAAUCUUUAAUCUAUUCGCAGAAACCAAAUAUUUUUAAGGAGCAUAAGCCACAUUUUGUUCAGUGAAAAACGGGGUGAAUUUCCGUAUAGAAUAAGGCGAAAAAAAUUAUUAGUGAGAGAUGAAGUUCAAAUUUUCCGGAUAUAUUUUUCUGCUGCUGGUACUUCCUAGUCUCAACUGCAGCCUGUCAGCUCCAUCCGAAGCCGAAUUAUCAUGCAACAGUACCAUUUUCUCAUGUGGCGUAACUUUGGAGACUGGUAGAUACUCAAAUCCUAGUGAUCCAACCUGUAAAUCAUACCUUUAUUGCUAUUUCUCUGGAGAUCGAAUACUGGAGUACAAAUAUACUUGCUCUUUUGGAAUAUUUAAUCCAUUUACCAGGACAUGUGACAUCUCGUACAGUUGCCAUUGUUCUGCUUAUACAAACACCACUCAUGCUGCAACAUCUACUACAAUAGUGACUACAACAACUGAGUUAGCUGUGCCAGACAGUGAACCUACUUGUGUCUUCGGUACUAAUUUUACCUGUACGGUAACAGGAAAAUACGCCAACCCAUAUGACAGCACAUGUGGGACUUAUAUUCACUGCUUUUCUUGGAUAGCCGGUCAUACUACACAACAUAUUCAUUCCUGUUUAAUUGGUUUAUUUAACCCAAUUACUCAAAUAUGUGAUUCAGCGUAUGUAUGCCCUUGCAAGUAUAAAAUAUCGACAAUAUCUGAUACUACUUCUACCACAGUUGCAACAACGUCAACUAGUCCUGAUAUUUGCGCCGUAGGCACCAGUUUUAUUUGUUCUCAAACUGGUCGAUAUGCUAGUACUAUUGAUACUACAUGUAAAUCAUAUAUCUACUGUUACCGCUAUUCAAAUGGAACUGUUGGGCAAUUUGGGUAUAACUGUUCUAUUGGCCUUUUUAAUCCUAGUACUCAAACCUGCGACCUCACAUACGUGUGCCCUUGUAUAGAAGAAACGACGCUACCAUUAACAUCUGAGUCCACCACGAUCACCUCAGUUUCAUCGACAAGUUCAUCAACGUCUUCAAAUGCCGAUACUUGUGCCGUAGGUAGCAGUUUUAGUUGUUCAGAAACUGGUAGAUAUGCUAGUCCAAUCGAUACUACAUGUAAAUCAUAUAUCUACUGUUACCGUUAUUCAAAUGGAACUGUUGGACAAUUUGGGUAUAAUUGUUCUAUUGGACUUUUUAAUCCUAAUACUCAAAGCUGUGACCUCACAUACGUGUGUCCUUGUACAGAAGAAACGACGCUACCAUUAACAUCUGAGUCCACCGCGAUCACCUCAGUUUCAUCGACAAGUUCAUCAACGUCUUCAAAUGCCGAUACUUGUGCCGUAGGUAGCAGUUUUAGUUGUUCAGAAACUGGUAGAUAUGCUAGUCCAAUCGAUACUACAUGUAAAUCAUAUAUCUACUGUUACCGCUAUUCAAAUGGAACUGUUGGACAAUUUGGGUAUAACUGUUCUAUUGGUCUUUUUAAUCCUAGUACUCAAAGCUGCGACCUCACAUACGUGUGUCCUUGUAUAGAAGAAACGACGCUACCAUUAACAUCUGAGUCCACCACGAUCACCUCAGUUUCAUCGACAAGUUCAUCAACGUCUUCAAAUGCCGAUACUUGUGCCGUAGGUAGUAGUUUUAGUUGUUCAGAAACUGGUAGAUAUGCUAGUCCAAUCGAUACUACAUGUAAAUCAUAUAUCUACUGUUACCGCUAUUCAAAUGGAACUGUUGGACAAUUUGGGUAUAACUGUUCUAUUGGUCUUUUUAAUCCUAGUACUCAAAGCUGCGACCUCACAUACGUGUGUCCUUGUAUAGAAGAAACGACGCUACCAUUAACAUCUGAGUCUACCACGAUCACCUCAGUUUCAUCGACAAGUUCAUCAACGUCUUCAAAUGCCGAUACUUGUGCCGUAGGUAGUAGUUUUAGUUGUUCAGAAACUGGUAGAUAUGCUAGUCCAAUCGAUACUACAUGUAAAUCAUAUAUCUACUGUUACCGCUAUUCAAAUGGAACUGUUGGACAAUUUGGGUAUAACUGUUCUAUUGGUCUUUUUAAUCCUAGUACUCAAAGCUGCGACCUCACAUACGUGUGUCCUUGUAUAGAAGAAACGACGCUACCAUUAACAUCUGAGUCCACCACGAUCACCUCAGUUUCAUCGACAAGUUCUUCAACGUCUUCAAAUACCGUUACUUGUGCCGUAGGUAGCAGUUUUAGUUGUUCAGAAACUGGUAGAUAUGCUAGUCCAAUCGAUACUACAUGUAAAUCAUAUAUCUACUGUUACCGCUAUUCAAAUGGAACUGUUGGACAAUUUGGGUAUAACUGUUCUAUUGGUCUUUUUAAUCCUAGUACUCAAAGCUGCGACCUCACAUACGUGUGUCCUUGUAUAGAAGAAACGACGCUACCAUUAACAUCUGAGUCCACCACGAUCACCUCAGUUUCAUCGACAAGUUCAUCAACGUCUUCAAAUGCCGAUACUUGUGCCGUAGGUAGUAGUUUUAGUUGUUCAGAAACUGGUAGAUAUGCUAGUCCAAUCGAUACUACAUGUAAAUCAUAUAUCUACUGUUACCGCUAUUCAAAUGGAACUGUUGGACAAUUUGGGUAUAACUGUUCUAUUGGUCUUUUUAAUCCUAGUACUCAAAGCUGCGACCUCACAUACGUGUGUCCUUGUAUAGAAGAAACGACGCUACCAUUAACAUCUGAGUCCACCACGAUCACCUCAGUUUCAUCGACAAGUUCAUCAACGUCUUCAAAUACCGAUACUUGUGCCGUAGGUAGCAGUUUUAGUUGUUCAGAAACUGGUAGAUAUGCUAGUCCAAUCGAUACUACAUGUAAAUCAUAUAUCUACUGUUACCGCUAUUCAAAUGGAACUGUUGGGCAAUUUGGGUAUAACUGUUCUAUCGGAUUUUUUAAUCCUAGUACUCAAAGCUGUGACCUCACAUACGUGUGUCCUUGUAUAGAAGAAACGACGCUACCACUAACAUCUGAGUCCACCACGAUCACCUCAGUUUCAUCGACAAUUUCAUCAACGUCUUCAAAUGCCGAUACUUGUGCCGUAGGUAGUAGUUAUAGUUGUUCAGAAACUGGUAGAUAUGCUAGUCCAAUCGACACUACAUGUAAAUCAUAUAUUUACUGUUACCGGUAUUCAAAUGGAACUGUUGGACAAUUUGGGUAUAACUGUUCUAUUGGUCUUUUUAAUCCUAGUACUCAAAGCUGCGACCUCACAUACGUGUGUCCUUGUAUAGAAGAAACGACGCUACCAUUAACAUCUGAGUCCACCACGAUCACCUCAGUUUCAUCGACAAGUUCAUCAACGUCUUCAAAUGCCGAUACUUGUGCCGUAGGUAGUAGUUUUAGUUGUUCAGAAACUGGUAGAUAUGCUAGUCCAAUCGAUACUACAUGUAAAUCAUAUAUCUACUGUUACCGCUAUUCAAAUGGAACUGUUGGACAAUUUGGGUAUAACUGUUCUAUUGGUCUUUUUAAUCCUAGUACUCAAAGCUGCGACCUCACAUACGUGUGUCCUUGUAUAGAAGAAACGACGCUACCAUUAACAUCUGAGUCUACCACGAUCACCUCAGUUUCAUCGACAAGUUCAUCAACGUCUUCAAAUGCCGAUACUUGUGCCGUAGGUAGUAGUUUUAGUUGUUCAGAAACUGGUAGAUAUGCUAGUCCAAUCGAUACUACAUGUAAAUCAUAUAUCUACUGUUACCGCUAUUCAAAUGGAACUGUUGGACAAUUUGGGUAUAACUGUUCUAUUGGUCUUUUUAAUCCUAGUACUCAAAGCUGCGACCUCACAUACGUGUGUCCUUGUAUAGAAGAAACGACGCUACCAUUAACAUCUGAGUCCACCACGAUCACCUCAGUUUCAUCGACAAGUUCUUCAACGUCUUCAAAUACCGUUACUUGUGCCGUAGGUAGCAGUUUUAGUUGUUCAGAAACUGGUAGAUAUGCUAGUCCAAUCGAUACUACAUGUAAAUCAUAUAUCUACUGUUACCGCUAUUCAAAUGGAACUGUUGGACAAUUUGGGUAUAACUGUUCUAUUGGUCUUUUUAAUCCUAGUACUCAAAGCUGCGACCUCACAUACGUGUGUCCUUGUAUAGAAGAAACGACGCUACCAUUAACAUCUGAGUCCACCACGAUCACCUCAGUUUCAUCGACAAGUUCAUCAACGUCUUCAAAUGCCGAUACUUGUGCCGUAGGUAGUAGUUUUAGUUGUUCAGAAACUGGUAGAUAUGCUAGUCCAAUCGAUACUACAUGUAAAUCAUAUAUCUACUGUUACCGCUAUUCAAAUGGAACUGUUGGACAAUUUGGGUAUAACUGUUCUAUUGGUCUUUUUAAUCCUAGUACUCAAAGCUGCGACCUCACAUACGUGUGUCCUUGUAUAGAAGAAACGACGCUACCAUUAACAUCUGAGUCCACCACGAUCACCUCAGUUUCAUCGACAAGUUCAUCAACGUCUUCAAAUACCGAUACUUGUGCCGUAGGUAGCAGUUUUAGUUGUUCAGAAACUGGUAGAUAUGCUAGUCCAAUCGAUACUACAUGUAAAUCAUAUAUCUACUGUUACCGCUAUUCAAAUGGAACUGUUGGGCAAUUUGGGUAUAACUGUUCUAUCGGAUUUUUUAAUCCUAGUACUCAAAGCUGUGACCUCACAUACGUGUGUCCUUGUAUAGAAGAAACGACGCUACCACUAACAUCUGAGUCCACCACGAUCACCUCAGUUUCAUCGACAAUUUCAUCAACGUCUUCAAAUGCCGAUACUUGUGCCGUAGGUAGUAGUUAUAGUUGUUCAGAAACUGGUAGAUAUGCUAGUCCAAUCGACACUACAUGUAAAUCAUAUAUUUACUGUUACCGGUAUUCAAAUGGAACUGUUGGACAAUUUGGGUAUAACUGUUCUAUUGGUCUUUUUAAUCCUAGUACUCAAAGCUGCGACCUCACAUACGUGUGUCCUUGUAUAGAAGAAACGACGCUACCAUUAACAUCUGAGUCCACCACGAUCACCUCAGUUUCAUCGACAAGUUCAUCAACGUCUUCAAAUGCCGAUACUUGUGCCGUAGGUAGUAGUUUUAGUUGUUCAGAAACUGGUAGAUAUGCUAGUCCAAUCGAUACUACAUGUAAAUCAUAUAUCUACUGUUACCGCUAUUCAAAUGGAACUGUUGGACAAUUUGGGUAUAACUGUUCUAUUGGUCUUUUUAAUCCUAGUACUCAAAGCUGCGACCUCACAUACGUGUGUCCUUGUAGAGAAGAAACGACGCUACCAUUAACAUCUGAGUCCACCACGAUCACCUCAGUUUCAUCGACAAGUUCAUCAACGUCUUUAAAUACUGAUACUUGUGCCGUAGGUAGCGGUUUUAGUUGUUCAGAAACUGGUAGAUAUGCUAGUCCAAUCGACACUACAUGUAAAUCAUAUAUUUACUGUUACCGGUAUUCAAAUGGAACUGUUGCGCAAUUUGGGUAUAAUUGUUCUAUUGGACUUUUCAAUCCUAGUACUCAAAGCUGUGACCUUGCUUACGUAUGUCCCUGUAUAGAAGAAACUAUUCUACCAUAAAGAAAUGAAAAUACUCUGACUACAAAAUAUUUGAGUCUAUUUUGAUCAUAUCAGUUACAUCGGCAAGCUCAUUAAUGUCAAUAAACGCUGGUAUUUGUACCGCAGCUAUCAGUUUUAAUUUUUCUGCUAGUUCUUGUGUAACUACAUGUAAAUAAUUAAAAAAUUAUUCACAUUUAGUUUUAAUUUUUAAUUUGCCGUUAUCGCUGUUUACUUGGAACUGUUGGACAAUUUGGGCAUGAUUGUUCAGUUACACAUUUAACUUCUAAUACGCAUCUAUUUGACCUCGUAUACAUGUAUCUCUGCAUAGAAGAAAAGACUUAACCAUUAAGGGAAGAAACAUCAGUCAAGGUCAGUCAUUUCUGAGGCCAUGGCCAUAUCAGUUUCAUCGACAAGUUCAUGAAAUUCACAAGUUCAGCAAACACCGAUAUUUGCUUUGUAAUAUCAGUUAUUCUGAAACUAUCCGACUUGGCAUAUCCGCUAGCAUCCCGUCUCUAAUUUAAAAUUUUAUUAAAAAAUCCAUGCAGUUGUUUUUUUAUUAGUCGUUAGUAGGCUAGAAUGAAAGUUUAAAAAAGAAAAUGCGUAUUCCCAACCCUUGACCUUUUUUGGGGAAUUCUGAAUUGAAUUUUCUUCCUAAAUUAUUAUAAGUUAUACAAAAAAUAUAUAAGAAAAAAGGAAGAUCAAAUAUAUUUUCUGUAAUUGACCUCUUUGGAGUGAAGCAUAGGACCAACCGAAAUAAAGCUAGAAAGCACCAGUCCCUAAAAUAAUUUGUUUUUAGUAUCUUUUUUGUGUGCUUUGAAUUUACUCAGGUGUAUAGAGAAUUUGGUUUAAAAUACUUUUUUCGACCGUUAAUUUCAGUUCGCAAUCCAGCAAUUAUUUUUGUCUGUCAUAAAUUUGAAGUAAUAAGUAUGAAUACCUCUGCAUUUAAAAAAUCUUAAAAACUGUAAAACAUAGUUUAUUUUUAGUUAGUAAAACAUAGAACAUAUAAAACCUUAUAUGUUAUGCCUAAUUUGUAAGUUUUUCUUAGAGCCUUAAGUUUUAUAAACGGUAUCUUAUAUGGUCUUUUGAUAACUUGUUAUAUCAGCCCCAUCUUUUAAAAAUGCACUCUCCUUGUUGAUUAAUUGUAAAACUUCGUUUUUUUGUCCCAUUUCGGAGUUAUAUUAGCAAGAUCGCGACUAAUUAGAACUUUUCUGGUUUAAUUUUGCAGUUAGUGUAAUAAGAG
Messenger RNA from Anthonomus grandis grandis, 6831 nucleotides. RefSeq lists its product as uncharacterized. The coding region runs from base 195 to 5612 and encodes 1805 amino acids. Gene Ontology annotation, molecular function: chitin binding. The record is from RefSeq and is a predicted model, not a curated record. The transcript is spliced from 3 exons. Lineage: Eukaryota; Metazoa; Arthropoda; Insecta; Coleoptera; Curculionidae. Gene Ontology annotation, cellular component: extracellular region.